Myripristis murdjan (pinecone soldierfish) is the source of this 2645-nucleotide messenger RNA. It is a transcript of the gene gdpgp1, whose product is annotated as GDP-D-glucose phosphorylase 1. Gene Ontology annotation, molecular function: GDP-D-glucose phosphorylase activity. The record is from RefSeq and is a predicted model, not a curated record. NCBI's taxonomy places the organism in Eukaryota, Metazoa, Chordata, Actinopteri, Holocentriformes, Holocentridae. Gene Ontology annotation, cellular component: cytoplasm. Gene Ontology annotation, biological process: glucose metabolic process. Bases 288 to 1385 code for a protein of 365 amino acids. The transcript has 2 exons.
ACCGGAGAUCCGGGCAGCCGGUAGAAUGAAUGACGAUCACGUUCAAUCCGCUGUUGGAAAAAAAACGAGCAUGAAUGGAAAUCUGUUGUGCCUUUUUCUUGGAGGCGCUUAUUGGUUGCAGAUACCUGCUUUCUGUCAGUGAUGUCGGGGUGAAGGUAAAGGCUUCUCAGGUUACCGGUGUGGCUGCCUGGAGGCUCAGCAGGAAGACGCCACGUUGACAAGCUGCUCUGAGCUCUCCUGUCAAUGCUCACGGCUCUCCACUUCACCUCCCACUGAGAAAGCCAACCAUGACUCUGCAGUUUACAUACAGCAACCAGGAUUUUGUCACAGAUUUGUGUCGGACCAGUGAGAGUGGAUCCGGCUUGGCAUCGGCGCCGACGAAAUUUGACACGACUCUUAAAGCUGCGUGGACAGACAGGAUGCGGAGAGGACUCUUCCGCUACCACCUGGGUGAUUUGCAAACUCGUAUCCUACCUGGCCCACAUGGCUACGUUUCCCAGCUGAACAUCCAAAGAGGCACAGAGCGAAGAAAGCCUCAGGAGAUACUGAGCGUCCAGCAAGAGUUCAAUGCCAAGCAGUUCAAUUUCAGCAAAAUCAACCCAGAGGAGAUCAUGUUUGAGAUGAUAAGGCGCCCCGGACGUGGUGCGGCAUCACAUGAAAAUGAGUGCUCGCUCCAACCCUGCAGGAUGAUUGUGAUGAUCAAUGUCAGCCCUCUGGAGUUUGGCCACUGCCUGUUUGUGCCGGAUCCCUCACGCUGUUUUCCACAGAUCCUGACCCCGUUUGCCAUCCAGGUUGGGAUUGAAUCUGUGCUUCUGAGCUCUGACCCUGGCUUUCGUGUGGGUUUCAACAGCCUCGGAGCAUUUGCAUCUGUCAACCAUUUACACCUACAUGGAUAUUACCUGGACCACGAGCUAAAGAUAGAGUCUAUGCCGGUUAAACCGUUAUUGCCUGAAAAAGGAUUUUAUCGCCUGAUGGACUUCCCUGCAGGCUUUUUGUUUUACACAGAAGCAAAAGGUCUGGAGAAAGUUGCCCAGGCUGUUUGUCAAGUCACAGACUUUCUGGUGGAUGGUAACAAAGCUCACAAUGUGUUCUUGACCAGGGGAUGUCUGCCCUCUGAUUGCAUAGAUAAUGGAGUGCAGCGCAGUUCAAGAAAAGGUGUGCGGAUUGUGGUGUGGCCUAGAAUAUCCUGCUUCGGUGCCAAAGAGGAAUCUGCUUUUAAUGUCGCUCUUUGUGAACUAGCUGGACAUUUACCUCUCAAGAACAAGCAGGACUAUGAUCGCAUCACGGAAAAGGACGUGAUGCAUAUCAUUCAGAGGUAUCUUCUGUCCGAUGAGGAGUUUCUCAAGUUGGAACAGCAGCUCACUGCUCAUUUAAUGAAUUUAUAACCUUCAGCCAGCAUCACAAAUUGACUAGUUUGUGGUGAUUCAUUAGAUAUACACUAUUUUUCAUUUCAGUGAUUCAAUUCUGAAAUGUGGUGUGGAUGUUUGAUGAAAUGUGAAUAAAAAAACAAACUGUCCAGUGGUAUUAAAGCCUUCCCUCAAAGAUGAAGAGACACCCAAAUAAGUGUAUUGAUAAUCAGCUUAACUGUAAUAGACUGAUGAAUAGCGAUGGGUUAUGGAAAAUGAAAUGUGUUACCUUCAAAAUGUAACUACAUAUUGUAACAGAAGCAGAGGGAGUCAGCAGGACUGGGGUCAUCCGUCAAUAGGGAAAGUGAAAGCGACCUGCGAUGAGGCUUACAAAGUGAAAAACUCUGAUGAUGCUGACAGCAGUAUAUUUGAGAGUGAACAAAUAAAAAAGGCCCUUGUUCUGGAAAAUGUGUCAUUUUUAAAGGGCAAAAGAACUUAAUGUUAUUUGUCAUUUAGUUACAAACUCAUCAAAAUCUGUCAAGUGCUUUUACAUGCAUGUGUUUUUGCUGAGUUAUUGUACUCGGCUACAUUUUAAAUCACAUUCAUAACAGUAUAAUUUUUUUUAGCCACUCCAUAAACAUCGGACACUGGACUGUCAAUAGGCCAAUUCUGGAGCCAUUCAGAUUGAACGGUCAGUCAGCGAAGAAAAAAAAAAGAUUCACCUGACUUUACCUUGUGCAUUUUAUUUUCAAAUGAAUAAUUAGCAUUAAUAAGCAAUUCAUAGCAUAAUAAGCAUUGUCUGAAAAAUACAUAAUUUGUUCAGAAUGGUUGAGGAUCUACUGGCCAGGAACCUGAACACAAGGGUGAGAUUUUUUUUUUUUUCCCUAAGAAGUAGUCCUGCAGUAUUUUCCCCAAAACCUGGUCUCUGCACACAGAGCCCACAGAGUGAAUUUAAAGUUAGUUGUUUCCCCAUUCACAGAUCAGUUUUGGAUGUUGUCAGAUAUUUAUUAUCACACUGCUGAGCAGCAUGAUGAUGAAAUCACAUGUAAAUCUAUUGCAGCUUUAAUCAGAUUUGAAUGUGAAAGCACAAAACGAUUAUUGACAAACCUGACAGUGAUUGUCAGGGCACGGUCAUUAUUAUUACACAUCAUCCAAGGAAAUCACAGAGGAGCACAUCAUCUGCCACGAAUGCAUCACCACGGUAACAAUGUUAAGCCAAGCAGUGCAAGCAAUGAGCAUGGCUACCUGCCCACUCGCUCUAAUGAGGUUCCUUUGGGUGAGCGGACGGCAGAGCAGUGG